GCCAGGCAGCACACAGGGCAACACACCUUUCUGCACACAUACGACAAAGGCACAGCUGGAAGAGGAAGGGUCAGGAUACGAGUGGCACGGGAAAACAAAAGCGGGGGAAAGGACAAAGAAAGAAAAGCAAGGAAUAAAUGAGAAGAAAUGGUACGCUCAUUUGAAAAAGAAAUUCCUGCCUGGGUCUAUGUGGGCUCCCUCCUUCUCUUCAUCCACUUCUACUCUGUGACAGUUAGUGGAGCUGCCCUGAAGCAGGAGGCAGCAUUGGACAAUGGUGCCACGGUGCUGAAUCACUCCAUGGGUUUGGUGCACCGUAUGGAGACUCUGCUGGCCAUGGGUAACGGCAGUGAUGUCACUCUCCGUGUUCAGACCGUCAACACAGACGAGGUGAAGGUGAUCCAGGCCCACAGCCUGGUUCUCACCCUGCAGAGUGACGUGUUUGAGGAACUGCUGCUCAGUCGCAACAGCACUGUUGUGGUUUUAAUGGUGACGCCCGACUGCGCAGCCGUCUUCGACAAGUUCGUCAGGUAUCUAUACACUGGUGAUAUCUCAGUGAGGCUAGAUCAAGCUAUUUCUCUGCAUCGACUGGCCAGCAAGUACCAUGUGUGGGGCUUGCAGCAGGGUCUGACCCAAUAUAUGACUCAACAUCUGUCGAGUGAAUCACCCACAGGCCACGUGGUUGGUUGGUACAACUAUGCACUACAAAUUGGGGACCUGACCCUGCAGGACAGUUGUCUGCAGUACCUGUCCUGGAACCUGUCUUCAGUGCUGCAGAGUGGAGAAUGGAGCUCCAUCAGUGAAGACCUGCUCCUCUCCUUGCUCCAGCGCUCUGACCUCAUUCUACAGAGUGAGCUGGAGCUCUACGAGGCCCUGGAGGGCUGGAUUAACCAGAACCAACCCGUCAGUACAACAGUGGAGAGUGCCCUUAGGACUGUACGAUAUGGCAUGAUCCCCCCUCACCAUCUCUUCCGUCUCCAGAAGCAGUCUCCUCUGAUGCUGAAGUAUUAUGAGUCUAUUCGCAAUCUGCUCUAUCUAGCUUUCCAAUUUCACUCCGCCUCGCCUAUCCAACUAGCCAAGUACUUUGAUGUCAACUGCAGUAUUUUCACUCCACGUAACUACCUGUCCUCCUCCUGGGGAUCCCCUUGGGUCAUCAACAACCCCACCCGUGAUGACCGCAGUUUCAGCUUCCAGACCCAGCUUGGGCCCAGUGGUCAUGACUCCAGUAAGAGAGUUACAUGGAAUGCCCUCUUCUCCCCCCGCUGGCUCCCACUCAGCUCCAGGUCAACCUAUACUGAACUGGGUGCCAUGCAGCCCACACGCACAGAUGGAGGCCGACCUCGCAUUAUUGUAACACCCGCCACUUCCAGCCCAGAGUUUGCUGGUGUGAGUUUCCAGAAGACGGUAAUUGUGAUGGCAAGACAACAAGGAAAGGUGGUGGUCCGCCACGUCUACAACUUCCACCAAAGUACUGAAGAGACGGGAGAUUUCCUGGUGGAUGCUGACCUGCAGCGCCGUGCAUCAGAGUACCUCAUAGACAGCUCUCUCUAUCUUCACAUUGUAAUUAAACCUCUCUACCAUACCCUCCUGGUUGCACGGAAGUAAAGGCAGGAAUUUACUGCGGCCCCACUUUCGGUUAUUCACACACAUUAACAUCCACAUUCUUCAAAGUACACUCAUAUCACACCACAUCUGUAGAUAUCAGGUCUGUUACAUCUCCAUUAUUUAUUAGAUCGUUUAGUUUGUUUUUUGUCCUCCCAUUAUUUAGCUUAUUGAUGGGGUGCUCGCAAAACGAAGGACUCAUAAUUAACAUGCCCAUCUGUGGUUAUCACGUUAAUAAAGGUGGGUUUUUCAGUAUUUCAUGCAUACUAAACAAGCACUUCGGUGUACUGUGUUUGUUCAGGUAUUUUAUAGAGUGGCAGUUUCCCCUUGAAUUUAUUAAAUCUGUUUGAUGAGUUAUGCUGUUUGCAUAGCUACUAUAAAUGUUUAGCUGUAAUAUUAAUGCAGUCAGAUAUAGAAUUUUAAGUUGUGGCGUUUAUAUUCUUGGAUAUUUCCAUGUAAAUCAAAGUGCAAUACUGUUAUUAGUGCUCCCUUGUGUAAUGUAGUUGACUUGCAAGACUCCAGGGACUGUAGGCUAAUGGCAGCCCUUUAGCAUUUUCUUUUUUUAAUUAUUACGCAUGCAUUUUAUCUGGCUUUUGAAGAAACUAGUUUGUGAUUUUCUUGAGAGUAAAAAGGAAAAGAACAAAAAUAAUAAGAAAAAAAUAAAAGAGAAUUAAAUAAUAAUGUGUCUGUGAUGACUAAACUAAAAGCAAAGUGGGUGUGUGCAUUUUACAAUCUUUCUUUCUUAUGUUUUGCUUAUGUUGCCAAUUUAAGUCAUGAGCCAUCUGUUUGACUGUGAUAUAACUAUCUUACUUUCAUGUGUACCUGUACUGCAUUCAUUUGAAAUGGGCUGUACCGUAGAUUAAAGCAAUGAGUACAGAGGUUGUUAAUGUUAAUGGACUAAAGGCAAACAUGUCUGUUCAUUCCAAGUGUGCUGCAAGGAAAGAAUAAACAAACUAAUAAAAAGUAAGUUUUAAAAACAGUUGCUGGGGGGAAAAACA
Molecule: messenger RNA, 2597 nt
Organism: Mugil cephalus (flathead mullet)
Lineage: Eukaryota; Metazoa; Chordata; Actinopteri; Mugiliformes; Mugilidae
Gene: btbd17b
Product: BTB (POZ) domain containing 17b
Exons: 3
Coding region: 148-1602 (484 amino acids)
Molecular function (GO): protein binding
Source: RefSeq, a predicted model, not a curated record